Bufo gargarizans (Asiatic toad) is the source of this 2147-nucleotide messenger RNA. It is a transcript of the gene LNPK, whose product is annotated as lunapark, ER junction formation factor. The transcript has 14 exons. NCBI's taxonomy places the organism in Eukaryota, Metazoa, Chordata, Amphibia, Anura, Bufonidae. The record is from RefSeq and is a predicted model, not a curated record. The coding region runs from base 173 to 1456 and encodes 427 amino acids. Gene Ontology annotation, biological process: endoplasmic reticulum tubular network organization. Gene Ontology annotation, cellular component: endoplasmic reticulum tubular network.
CAACUGGCGCUCGUAUGAAUACUUCGUAAGUGAAGGGGAAGGAGGAGGCGGCGUCGGCUUUGUUGUCGCCCUGUCACUCGCAGUAUUUUUGGUGGAAUGUAUGUCUCUGCUUUUUCUACAUUCUGUGAACCGCUAUUGGUACAGGUUGUGAAGAAUCCUCAUCGGCUACCUAAUGGGGGCGCUCCUUUCCAGAUGGAAGGCAAAGCCUUCCACCGUUCAAGUUUUGGAGAAAAUGGAAAAGGAAGUCCAAUCGUUAGAAGAGUUUCAGGAGAAGAACCAGAAGCUGCGGAAGAUUUGGGUUGGAAGAUUACUUGUCUAUUCUGCAUUUUUGUAUUUUCUCACCUGUUUAAUAGUUUACCUAUGGUACCUCCCCGAUGGCUUAACAGCAAGACUGGUUAUAAUUAUUCCAUUUUUGCUUUUCCCAGUAAUAAUUUGGUUUGCUAGAACACUGCUGAUUAUAUGGUUCUCCAAGCGUACAGAAAGAAAUAAUGAAGCACUUGAAGACUUAAAAGCACAGAAGAAAAAAAUUCUCGAGGAAGUAAUGGAAACAGAAACUUACAAAGCAGCUAAACUGAUUCUUGAACGCUUUGAUCCAGAUUCAAGGAAAAUCAAGGAACUUGAAUCUCCUGCUGGCGUUCCUAGCACUCCAAAGCCCGGCCAAGAUCUGCGCCAGAGGACGGCAGCUCAAAGAAAUAUAAGUGUGUCUACCCCAGUAAACCCGAGCCAGGGAACUCCCCAAGUUCCUGGGAUGUUGGCGGCAACUCCAGGUCUUCAAAGGGACACUUCAGCUCCUGGUGGACCCCCUGAGCGGACUGUUCAGCCAGGAUUACAGUCAGGCCUCGUACCAAGACGCCCUGGUUCGCCUGCAAUAUCUGGAAUGGCUGUGUAUCCACCAGGACCCCCCUUGGCCCGACCAAUUCUUCCACGGGAGAGGGGUGCAGUCGAUAGAGUUAUUGAAUACCUAGUUGGUGACGGUCCUCAGAACAGAUACGCCUUGAUUUGCCAGCAGUGUUUUUCUCACAAUGGAAUGGCGCUGAAGGAAGAGUUUGAGUAUGUUGCAUUUAGAUGUGCAUACUGUUUUUUCCUAAAUCCUGCAAGAAAAACUCGUCCACAAGCCCCACGACUUCAAGAAUUUAACCUUGAGAGGCUACCAAGACCAGACUCCCUGAGUUCCACAAGUUUGCUGCAGGCUGCCACUGAAGAACUGGAAAUCCAGACUUCCUCAGAUCCAUCAGAGGCGGGAGAAACACCAGAUGCUGAAGAAGUUGUUGAGGGGGAGGAACCAUCAGAGGCAGGAGAAACACCAGAUGCUAAAGAAGUUGUUGAGGAGGAGGAAAAAUGCACAGAAGAGUUGUCUGAUGAAACUGUGAAAGAAGUGGGUCAGGCAUUGCCUGAAGAAAUUGUGAAACCACCUAAUGUUAAUGAGAGUGAGGAAUCGUUAAUGGAGACGGAGUGAAUGUGCUUGGGGCCUUCUUUAGUUUAUGGCAGCUUAGGCCUCACGAGUUAUUACUUGUGAGAUUACACUUCUGAUUAAUCUAGCUAGAUCUGCCUCAUGCCCUGCAAUGAUGUGCCAUAUCUAUGGGUCAUCCACAACUGUAUAGCACUUGUACUUGAUAUUUAACCUUCUUUCAUGCUAGAAUUGACCUGGAUGUGUUUUUGGCCUAUUACCAAGCGUUGAUAAGGUAUCGAUAGCAGAACUUUUUAUUUUUAAUUUGAGUAUUUUAAGGUAAUGAGUUUGCAGGGUUAUUUAUUUUACAUGUAGCAGUCAGAGAGCGGUUUGGAUAGACAUAUUUUGUACCAAGGAUAUUUAUAUAUUAAUCUGCUGAUGUGUGUGUGAUAUCUGGGUGGGGAAUGGACCACAGCUGGUACCUUUUUCAAGUGUGUCUGCAAACAUCAAACCAUCUCUACAAUUUUGAGUGAGCAACGUACUCAAUAGUAUUUUUGGGCACCUACUUUGUUGUGAUCCUGAACGGACCCUGCUACAUGUGUUUGCUGUUUGGUUCAUGUUUACAUUAAAAACAUAGGAAAAGCUUUUAUUUGUACUUGAAUAAUGAGCUAUAUUUAUGUGUACGACAAUGGUACACCCGUCAGUUUGUGCCUUUUGUGUGUUUUAUUGUUAAAUGUAAAUAAAGUCUGGAUUAAUGUAA